This is a messenger RNA of Bacillus rossius redtenbacheri, 4461 nucleotides long. Its product is annotated as serine protease snake-like. Gene Ontology annotation, biological process: proteolysis. The record is from RefSeq and is a predicted model, not a curated record. The transcript is spliced from 7 exons. NCBI's taxonomy places the organism in Eukaryota, Metazoa, Arthropoda, Insecta, Phasmatodea, Bacillidae. Bases 2 to 1060 code for a protein of 352 amino acids. Gene Ontology annotation, molecular function: serine-type endopeptidase activity.
CAUGUGUGUCGCCGCGACCAUGCUGCUGCUCCUAGCCGCCGCCGCCGCCGCCGCCGGUGCAGCCGCAGCCGCCCCUCCGCUCCUCUUCGAGGGCGACCGCUGCCAGACCCGCGGCGGCCAGCAGGGCGAGUGCCGGCUGUUCGAGUCGUGCCGCUCCGCGCUCGAGGACUUCCAGCAGAGGUCGCUGGAGCCGCGGCGCUGCAGCUUCAAGGGCAGCCGGGUGGUGGUGUGCUGCGCCGACCCCGUGCCGCGCCUGUCGCCCAGCCAGGAGGCAUGCUUGUCGUACAGCAACGAGGUGCCCCUGAGGGUGAACCCCCUCAUCCUGGGAGGGACCGCUGCGGACAUCGGGGAGUUCCCGCACAUGGCGGCGCUGGGGUACGUGCGCUCCGGCUCCAGGGAGGUCAGCUGGGACUGCGGCGGCAGCCUCAUCAGUGACCGCUAUGUGCUCACGGCGGCGCACUGCGCCUCCAACUCGCGCAGGCGGCUGGCCGUGGUGCGGCUGGGCGGCACGGACCUGGAGGCGCGCGACGACAACUCGCAGCAGCUCGCCGUGGACAAGGUGGUGCCGCACCCCAGCUACGGCAAGGGCUACCACGACAUCGCGCUGGUGCGGCUGGCCGCGGCCGUCAGGUUCGCCACCAACGUGCUGCCCGCCUGCCUGUACCGGGAGCCCGAGGAGCCGCGGCGAGGUCUCACCGUGGCCGGCUGGGGCGCCACCGACGCGCUGGGCGAGACCAAGAGCCGCUACCUGAUGAAGGCGACGGUGGAGUCGGUGCCGCUGGGCCGCUGCAACCAGACGUACGCCAGGGCGGGCCGCGCGCUGCGCUACGGCGUCACGGCGGACAUGGUGUGCGCCUACGACCCCGACGGCGUCCAGGACACCUGCAGGGGCGACUCAGGCGGGCCGCUGCAGACGGUGACCGGCGAGUGGAGCAACAUGAUGUCGGUGGUGGGCGUGACCAGCAUGGGCCCCGCCUUGUGCGGCAGCUCCGAGCCCGCCGUGUACACGCGCGUGUCCAGCUACGUGGCGUGGAUCGAGGGCGUCGUGUGGCCGCAGUAGUCUCCGUCGCCGCCAGGGAGCAGCACGCUCUCCCCGGGCGUCCAAGCUGCGCUGCGCUCCUUCGCCAAUAUCUCGUUCCCUGUUGAGGUCAUAAGUGCUCCGCCUACCAGGGCACACACACGGUGGCUAGAGCUUCAGAAAUAAACACGAUAUUGGUAACCUGCUCAACAUGUACGAGUGGGGAAUGUUAAUAAAAAACGUUUGAGAAUGCGCUAAAGGCGGAUGAAUAAUUCUGUUAUUGAUUUCGUUUUUUUAACUGUAUUUUAGGACAGUAAAAAAAGGGUAAACACGUAUUUUAAUAGCACAUUUUUGGCAUGAAACACCAUUAUAGAAUUUUGAAAGCACCUAAGGGUCAGGCACUACACCUUUAUCUUCAUUCCCCCGUUGGAUAAUGUUAUGGUUGCCACUAAAAUCUCAUUGUUACCCUGUGCCCGAUUAAAAGACUGCGCGACAGACCACAGCCUUGCGCUUAGAGGCGUAACCGCGCUAUAAGAACCAGCCCACAUAUCAUCCCAUCUCAAAACACAAAUACACACCUUCCUAGGCGGGCUGCUUAAUCCCCGGGAUUUUAAAUGAGCUUAAGGCUGGUAUCACAUUAUGCGUUUCUGCCAUUGCAGCUCAACCAUUCGCAAUGUUUUAUUUUGGAGGGAUGCUAUUUUUAGCAGACCACUUUUCUUAAAGUACAUAAUGCAGAUGUCUUAAGAAUGCACGCAUAAAUUUAUGAAUUCGAACAUGCCAACAAUUCAUCUGGAAUAAAUCUCCGUGUUGAACAUGGCAUCCGCUAGUUGUUUACAUCAAAUUAACCUUUUUUAUACUAAAUAUUUUUUUGUAAACUGUUCAAAAGCCACUAGCAAACAAACAACAUUUAAAUGUUUAAAUAUCUGAUUUUGAAAAUUCUGAUGGAUAAUCGUAAGCCAAUGACAGUCUAAUGUGCAGAAGACAAGACAGUGUCUUUGAAGUCGACGCAGCCAACCUGCGGCACUGCUGCAUGGGGAGCCACAUUACCUCGCGUGCCACACACACGGAGUGUUGUGUAUCGCACCCAGCCUCCCCACUGGUGUCGAGCCGCUCAGCACUGUACCUGGGGCACUGCGCCGGCGCCUGCCCGUGGUAGGCCUCCGCGAGUCAAGUGUCCCCUCGCCUCUGCGGUGCUUCCAACUGCAUCCUGGCGCGCGGCGGCGAGAGCGUACAGUCGCGGGCAAGACCGGCACGCGUCCGCAGCACUUCUGCGCCAGUCGCUGCCACUGGCCAGCCGGCUCCGCGCCGCUUACUGCUGCCGACGACGGAACACGGAACUAAUUGAAGAGAUACAUAGAUCGUUAUACAGCUAGGAAGGCCAAACAACACCAUGGGAUGUUAUUUUAAUAAAACAAGUGCUAGUAGUUUUCCAGUUUAUUUCAUGACGAAUAUAACGCACCAGGUAAUGGUGCGUAAAACUGUUAAAAACCAGAUUCAUACCAUGGUAUUUUCAUAAAAACAUAUGGUUUUGAAACAGCUGUGCAGUUUUUCAUCUAAAUUAUGUGACUUCAGGUCAUGGCCACGGAAUCUGUUUAAAAUGGAAUCAAACAUGACCUCCCAUAAGCUAUGUAUAAUUAUGUAUCUAGCACAAUCAUCACAAGGAGGUGUAUAUGUGUCUUUACGCCGUUUGCGAUUAAUCCACCGUGAUUAAAUACGCGAUAGAGGACCUCAAACUAAUGGCAACCAUUCAGUCAUCAGUAGUAAGAUCCCAGCCUGGAUCAUUGAAGCACGGAGUUGACUAUCAAAUUCUUCCACCAUUUUACAUGAUUAGGUAAGCGGAGUGAAGUCAGCUAGUAAGACGCACCACGCUUUCUAGAGUUAUCCUGCCUAAUGUGGAGACCGUUGAAUUUUGAGAAAUAUUUCGACUGAUUGGUUGGCUUUGUAAUACUGUGUGUACACUUGCAAUGUUCUGAAUUCGUCCCGAUAAGUAAGAACUAAUUUAGUACUCAAGCAGGUGAUACAAAUAUUUAUGUAUUACUGAACGUAUAUGAUUUGAUUGAAAAAAAAUUCACGCUUUGUGAAAUUUAACUCUAGCACUAUACCAGCAUUAAGAAUCAGCUUCUUAUUUUGAAUAAUAUCUUGGCACAAGAUAUUUUCGUGAAAUACAAUUGUCUCCAGCCUUAUAACUGUUAUUUGGCUUUCGGAUUUUAAUGCACUUCUUUGUAAUUUAAUGGAUUACGGUUUUAACAAAAGUGAAAUAUCUCCAAGUUGAAGAGUGUCGCUCUACCUUAAGGAUUAUCGUCUAAUCAAAUAUAGCAUACUGAAUAAAUAUUAGGCGUUCUUCCUUAUACAGAAUAAUCUUGAAAUUACAUGUCUGCGUGAGGUUACACUAUGUCAUGUGCAAAUUAUCUCUUGAUAUUUGUAACAGAUGUGAAUUGAAGGUAAUUUUAGGCAAUUAUCCUUAAAUCAACUGCUAAUGGACUAAUGUUAACAUAAGUGUCAAUGAAGUUUCUCAUCUAACAAAAUGAAGUCAUGACCAAUGCGAUCUUGAAUACAAUGUGCCAUGUUGCUGUAAUUAAAAUGUGAUUUGUGGUUAUUGGAGAACAAUAUUUGUCUGUUUAUGAUAGUUAUUUAGUUCCAGGUAAAUGAAAUCUCUGAUUAGAUUACCGACAAAGGUCAUUAUUAGCCCCAACAUUAAUUUUUUUAUUGUUCUACUUAGUUUGCAGGGGAUUAGAAAAAAUAUGUAUUUGUACAAUGGCAGUUUUCAGAAUAAAAGUAAUUUUGUUGUAUUGCUCUGAAAUGUUUUUAAGCUAAGGUAUUAACCUUUUUCUAAAGAGUUGUCAAUUAUGAAAUUUUAUUUGUGUAAUAAUGUUUAAAGGCAAAAAUUCAUUCAAAUCUUUUACAUUGUUUAAACAUUGUGGAAAAAAAUACUGAAAAAUACGGAAAACUUGUGAUCAUACUUGAAUGAAAUUUGUGUUCAUAGCACCCUUUAGUAAUACUAAGUAUGUCUAUGAAAAUUAGAGUAUUAAGUACCACUAAAAUGUAAAUGUGUAUGAGAUAAGGAUAACGUUUUUGCCUUGGAAAGCUGUACUGGAGAAGAGUCAAACUUAAUCAGCAAAUGGGACACUAGAAAAGUGCUCUUCUUAUCUGCAAUUGUUUUUUUAUGAAAUGCAAAGCCAGUGAACUAGAGUGUAGCUAUUAAUAGUAUUGCUCUAAUAUAAUAUUAAAAAUAUAUCACAGUUUGUUUUCUGCUUAAAUAAGUUAUCAUCAAUAAAAAGUAAUUCUGAGAAUCAGUGCCGUAUUAUGUAAGAAGGAAGCUCUAAUUUCAUUCAGAAUAUUUACAUAUAUGUCCAUAAAAAUUUCAUGUAUAUUAGUAUAUUUAUUUGUUGGAAAUAUUUGUGUUUAUUUAUUUCUAUUUAUUAUAAUAAAACUAAAAAAAAAUC